AUGACGUCUGGGUCUGCAUUUCUACUGUCAGCCGAUCACCUGAUAUCGCAAUUACAACAAAUUUGUCUGCCAACAUCAUCCACUGGUGGUUUUUCCUCUACUCGUCCGACAACAUCGAAAGUUUUCACGACUUCUUUCGCGUCCGCAUCACCUACGACAGAAUUAUCGGACGAUUCUCCGCUUCUGGAAAAGCAACUAGAGACUGCGGCGGCCUACCAGAGCAGCGCGGCGGCGGGGAUCGUGAAGUUGCAAAAUCAGGUGUCGCAAUUGGUGCAAGACCUGCAGCGGGUGCGGCACUACGCGGACAAAAGCAAACUCCACGCGGAAUUUUUGGAGACCCACCCGGUAGUACGGGAGCCCUUCCUGAGCUGCGGAGACUCGACAAUCGAGAAAGCGGCUUGA
Molecule: messenger RNA, 402 nt
Organism: Amoebophrya sp. A120
Lineage: Eukaryota; Dinophyceae; Syndiniales; Amoebophryaceae
Source: the annotation of a GenBank genome assembly